AUGACUUGGUGGGAUGUUACUCCCCACCUCGUCAAGUGUCGCGACCUUGAUGCCAAGUGUAGCGAGCUGGAGGAGAAGCAGCACGCGCUCUACGAGCCCUACAAGAAUAAAUCCGAGAACGUGCGCUCGAAGCCGAGGAAUGAGCACCAGGUGUUGUCUGGUGUUAAACACGCCUUGACAGACGCCAGCGGUGACACGAAUGCUUGGAGCAGAAUGUCCAAGGUCAAAGAGGCCCUUGCUCAAAUGGACGGGUCUGAGAAUCGCCUGAAUUUGAUUGAAGGCGAGCUGGACAAGUUUCCGUUUGCUGCUGCCUUUCGAGCCGAGAUGCUCGGUAAGUUGCAAGAAAUGGAAACCAAACACGCGCGACAGAUCGAGGAGGUGCGGGACGAGCUCAAGGAACAACAAGCCGUCAACAAGGAGGUGCAGGCGGAGCUUCAAACGAUCCGGCAAACGCUGAAGUAUCCCAUCUUGAAGCGCCAAAUCAUCAUCAAGCUCGCCACAAUCGUGGGCGAGCGCUUUUGGCCGAGUGACUCUUGUUCAUGGCCGUGUGACGAUGACAUCCACCGGCUUCGUCUGCUGUUCAAGUACAUGGACUGGGCCACCGCACAGGUGGCGCAAGACGAUGGCUUCCGAGGUCGUGUUCCGCAGAAGGGGUGUCCAGCAGACACAGAAGAUUUCCACACCUUGUUUUACAAGUGGAAGCCGGGCCUUCAGGAGUGGGCAGUCCAAGCGUAUGCUGACGUGCUCCCACGACUGGGUAAUUUGGACGACUUUUUCAAUGCAUUGAAUAGUGUGCGCAGCGAUGGUAACAGGGCGGCGCAUCCGACGGUGCACGAGGAGCACGCGCUUAAGGAGCUGCCGAGCCUGAUCGAGUCGAUGGAGCAUUGUGUGAGAGGGGAAGCCACAGCAGCGCCCGACAGUCAAAAGCUGCUUGAUGUUUUGAAAGCUUUGAAUUCGAAUUGA
This is a messenger RNA of Monosiga brevicollis MX1, 963 nucleotides long. RefSeq lists its product as uncharacterized. Lineage: Eukaryota; Choanoflagellata; Craspedida; Salpingoecidae. The transcript has 2 exons. The coding region runs from base 1 to 963 and encodes 320 amino acids. The record is from RefSeq and is a predicted model, not a curated record.